Molecule: messenger RNA, 2943 nt
Organism: Uranotaenia lowii
Lineage: Eukaryota; Metazoa; Arthropoda; Insecta; Diptera; Culicidae
Product: cytochrome P450 307a1-like
Exons: 2
Coding region: 967-2277 (436 amino acids)
Molecular function (GO): heme binding; iron ion binding; oxidoreductase activity, acting on paired donors, with incorporation or reduction of molecular oxygen
Source: RefSeq, a predicted model, not a curated record
UGUUUAUGGGAAUGCAUAAAUGAAUGUUUUUGCUUUUACGCUUCCCACUUCUCUAUUAUACCGCAGGUAGUCCCAAUCAUUAAGUUAAAUGGAAAAGAUAACCUACAUUUCCUCAGGCGAAGAAAUAAGCCGUUAAUUUAGUUUACAUUAGCAUUAUUUUUCUGGUUCGCGCUUUAUUUCUCUUCACUUGUUUUAUUCUCACACGGUAAAAGUGCUGCCUGAAAGUUUGUAAAUGUGAACCAAAGCAGGGUUUCGGUUGUUAACUUUUCUCUGGUUUAUUGCGGUUAUGCAGCAUUUGGUUGAAGUCUGAUUGAGGAAUAUUUGGGAAGUGGCUAUCCAAGGCAUUUCAUUCGUUCUACUCAACUGAUUUUCUUAUUCCUUUUCUUUACAACCAUGCAUCGGACGUUUGAACUUUUAAGUGCAUUUCCGUCCAUUUGGAGGCUUCCAUUCCAAUAAUAUAAUUGACACCCACAAUUGAUGCUUCGUGCGUAUACCAGAUGAUUGAAUUAAAUUUAAAAACAUCAUAAAAACUAUCCCACAGCUCGUAGUUAACCGGUUAUCGUACUUCCAAUCUGCUCCCCCGCGGAUUAUUACAUAAAACUGUCAACCUUCGACGAGGUCUCGAACUACAUACGGAUUGUUUUCCGAGUUGCGAAAGAGUCGUGCCGUUGUAAACUUCCGCAAUUCGUUUGCGAACUGGUAUCACCAGAAUGCUGUCGUGGCACAAGAUCGAUGACGACUAUCGGACAGCUUUGCGCCUAAGCCUAUAUCUACAUACGCUUAAUCUAUGAUGUGGACUAAGUAUGCCUCUCAUGUUCUACUUCUGUUCUGUUUCUGCCGCAAUCUAGACAGUCAGUCGUCAAUGGCCAAGGAUCCCAUACGAACUUGACCGUCAGCAGGCAACUGUACGAAAAUUUUGGUUUCUUCUUUAUUCUUCAAUAUGUUAUCAGCUCGUUUCGAUUUAGGAUGGCUUUACCUUUACUGCUUUUUAUGCAUUAUUACUUCGAGUUUGCUCAAUUUGUGGAACUGUCAACGCUUGCAUUGUGUGAUUGGUCUGCAUUACAACAGAAACGUCGCAACCUCGCCCGUAGACAUUGUUCUCCGAGCGAUGCUUCCAGCUACUACCAAAAGAUGAGCGAUGUGGGUGUCCAGGAGAUGCACCAGUUCAUGGACCAACUCGAUCAAAUGAUUACGCCCGGAGAGGAUUUCAAGGCCAAACCCUUGAUCAUGCAAGCGUGUGCUAACAUGUUCAGCCAAUACAUGUGCUCGGUACGUUUUGAGUAUGGUGAUUUAGCAUUCGAGAAAAUGGUACGGAAUUUUGACGAAAUUUUCUGGGAGAUUAAUCAAGGUUAUGCUGUUGAUUUCUUACCGUGGCUUGCACCGUUUUAUCUUAGGCAUAUGAACAAAUUAAGCCGUUGGUCAGCAGAUAUUCGUCAAUUUAUUUUAGAAAAGAUAAUCAACGAAAGGGAGCAAAGUAUUUGCGAUGACGAACCAGAACGCGAUUUUACAGACGCUCUUUUGAAGAGUCUACGUGAAGAUCCGUCUGUUGGUCGUGACACUAUCAUCUACAUGUUGGAGGAUUUUCUUGGAGGACAUUCUGCAAUUGGAAAUUUAGUGAUGUUAGCUUUAGGCUACAUUGCCAAGUACCCGGAAAUUGGAAACAGUAUUCAAAGUGAAAUUGACCAUGUCACUGAUAAUGGAAAAAGAAACGUUACACUCUACGAUACCGAGUCAAUGCCUUUCACUGUUGCAACCAUUUUUGAAGUUUUGAGGUAUUCAUCAUCUCCAAUAGUACCACAUGUUGCAACGGAAGAUACCUGCAUCGCUGGAUAUGGCGUUACCAAAGGCACUAUAGUAUUUAUCAAUAAUUACGACUUGAAUACAAAUGAAAAAUACUGGCAAAAUCCCAAACAUUUUGAUCCUCGUCGUUUUAUCGAAAGUGUUACACUCGCUCAGAUCAAAACAGAUCUGGUGGGAUCUGUUACAGCGAAACAGGAUUUGGAUAGUAUAAUUAAAAAUAACGAUAUAAACUCUGCGAAUGAAAACCAAAAACAAAUUUUACGAGUGAAAAAAAACAUACCUCAUUUUUUACCGUUUAGCAUUGGAAAACGUACAUGUAUAGGACAAAAUUUAGUGCGCGGUUUUAGCUUCAUCAUUUUGGCCAAUAUAUUACAGAAAUUCAAUAUUCAUACCAGCGAUGUAACAAAAAUUAAAAUGAAUCCUGCCUGCGUAGCCGUUCCUCCUGAUACAUAUUCUCUAGCAUUUACUCGAAGAUAAAGUUAAUGAUUUUUUCAAUAAUUUAAAUUUUCUGCUUGGAUGUUUAAUGCAUUAAAUUAUUUUUCUAUGUAUCUUUUCCUCAAUGCAUUUAACUUAAAGUCAUUUAUUCAGCCAGGUAUCCUUAUUAGCAUGACGCAUAGCACGUUGUUGAAACAUUGAAAACAAUUUCGCAAACCGUACUUAUGAUAGAUUUUUUUAUCAUCUUGAACUUAUUUAAAGUAUUGUACAUAUAACAUUUAUAUUAGUCUACUGAAAACAAUUGCAACUGAAUUAUGUUAUCUAGUUUGUACAUCGCAAUUGGAAGCGAGAAACAACAAAUAGUAUAAAGAAAAUAUUUCGUUUUUAUAAAACAUUUUUGAAUAUACAUUAUACAAUAGAACGACGAGCAUAUAUGAAGUAAGACACGAAUCUCUUUUGGAGAAACAGUAAUUCUUUGAAGAAAUAUACAUUUGCUUGUUGAACCAACUGAAGUCGAAAUUUUAAGGACUAAGACUGAAUUAUUCUUUUACUAAUUAGAAAACUAAGAUAAAGCUUAUAGUUUGUCUAGGAUUAGAAAAUGCAUUUAGUAUUCUACAAAAAUAUAUAAAUAGAUUUGAAAUCUAUACAUUCAAUUUGUUAAACAGGCAGUAUAUUCUCACAAAAAUGAACAUAUUUUUUAUACAACAA